CUAAAUGUUGAUUUAAUAUCUCAGCGCAGUUGUUUAUGUUUAAUCCACCUUCUAUUUCUGUGAAUUUAACAAUUGCAUCCAUAUUUUGAUAAUGAUUUUUAUUACUAAUGUCUUAUUUCCAUCAUCAAUAGCAUUAUUAAUAUAAACAGAUUUUUUUUUUAAUCUCGUAACGUGCUCACAUAAGUCUCUAAAACAUGUGUGAUGAUCAUAGUGUGAAUCUUAGCGAAGAUGAAGAAGAUAUAGAAAAUGGAUUUACUCAACCAGAAUUGCAUGGAACUCUUAGUAAAUGGACAAAUUAUAUCCAUGGUUGGCAAGAUCGCUACAUAGUUUUAAAAGAUGGUACUCUAGCUUAUUACAAAUCGGAGGAUGACACAGCUUAUGGCUGUCGUGGUGCUAUAAGUAUCUUUAAAGCUGUUAUCAAACCUCAUGAAUUUGAUGAAUGUAGAUUUGAUGUUAGCGUUCAUGAUUGUGUUUGGUAUCUGAGAGCUGAAACUCCUGAAGAAAGGAAUCGAUGGGUUGAAACAUUAGAAGCCUAUAAGGUAAUUUAUAAGGGGGAUUCUGCAUAUGGUAGUGAAAAUAGUCUAAGAAGGCAUGGCUCUGCUGUAUCUGUAGGCUCCACUAGUUUAUCAAAUGCAAGCAUAACAUCUUUUAAGAAGGCUAGAGGAUUAAGAGUCAAGCUUGCUGAAAUGGAAACAUUCAAGGAUAUAUUGUGUAGACAAGUAGACACUUUGCAGAGUUAUUUUGAUGUAUGCGCUGAAAUGCUAAAAGAUGAAGGCCACAAAGAUAAUGAUGUUCAUAUGGAUGACAUUGAUGAAGAUUAUGAUGAAAAUGCUGGUGAUAUAGCUAUAGCAGAUCAUAAGAUUGAAUCUCCUGCACAUAGAUUUAAAGGACAUUCAACUCUUGUUACAAAAGAAUUGCUCGCUCAACAUGGAGCACAUGCAGUAGAUUUCAGAGGUGAAGCAAUUACAUUUAAAGCAACAACUAGUGGUAUUUUAAAUACUUUGUCCCAUUGCAUUGAACUUCUUUCUCAAAGAGAAGAAAACUGGAAAAGAAGAUUAGAAAAGGAGGUAGAAAAAAGAAAGAAAUUGGAAGAAGCUUAUAAACAGGCAUUAUCAGAAGUAAAAUCUAUUAGACCUGUUGUUUUAGGUGGACCAGAUUAUGAAGAGGGUCCACAUUCUAUGAUUAAUGAAGACGAAUUCUUUGAUGCUGUGGAUGCAGCUUUAGACAGAAGUGAACAGCAGGAGGAAGAGAAGGUUCAUAAAGAUUUAUUGAGACUAAGUCGAAGCUAUAAUUUAGAAACCAAAAGUCCUAUGUCUCCGUCAAUUGCAUUGAAUCAUCCUCUGUGGCCUGAGAUUGAUGAUAUUACUUUGGAGCAAUUGAAAUAUGCCAAAAUGGGUGUAGGAGAAGGCGGAUGGCAACUUUUUGCAGAAGAUGGUGAAAUGAGGAUGUACCGUAGAGAAGUAGAAGAAGGUGGUAUUGUGUGUGAUCCUUUAAAAGCUGUGCAUACAGUUAGGGGUGUCACUGGACAUGAAAUGUGUCACUAUUUCUUCUCUCCAGAAUAUCGUUUUGAUUGGGAAACAACUGUUGAAAAUAUGAAAGUUGUUGAAGAAAUAUCUAGCAACACUUUGAUUUUCCACCAAAUCCAUAAAAGAGUAUGGCCUGCUACUCAGCGAGAUGCUUUGUUUUGGUCUCAUAUGCGUCAAGUACCAAAUGAUGAAGAUAAGGAUGCACAUGACAUAUGGAUUGUGUGUAAUAAUUCUACAGAGCAUGAUUCAACUCCGGUUGGCAAGUGUGUGCGCUUAAUAAUGACAGUAUCUUUAGUUUGUCAAACAUUUGUGGACCCUCCUACAGAAAACAAAGAAAUUAGCAGGGAAAAUCUCACUUGUCGGAUUACAUAUUGUUCUAGCAUAAACCCUGGAGGUUGGGCUCCAGCUUCUGUUUUGAGAGCAGUUUACAAGCGAGAAUAUCCAAAGUUCCUAAAGCGUUUUACACAGUAUGUAAAAGAUAUGACAGAAAAGAAGCCCAUAAUGUUCUAAUUACUUUUUCAUUAUCAAGUGUGCCUAAGAACAUGUAAAGUUUUAGAAGAGAUAUAAAAUAAAUUUUUUUAAAGGAGUUUAAUAUGGGAGUUGAAGUGUGCGAAGCUGAUAAAAUAAAUUUAUAUCAAAAUGUAAAUCAAAUAACAUAAUUGUUAAUUGAUUUUAAGCAAUCAAUUUGAUAAAAAAAAAUGCAAGUUUUUGAGUGGCAUGUUGCACUAAAGUUUCUGUACAUAAGGACUGCACGGGUAACACAGUACAUUUCUAAACAGGUUUUAGUAUUUUAAAUAUGCUUCCAAUAUAUGUUGCUAGUUUUUACAAUAUUUAAAUACAGAUAUCACUUUAAUAUGUAAUGGGGUUUUUUUAUUAAUUAAUUAAAUUAAGUAAUUAAAUAAACCAAGUUUGAUACAAAAGAAACUUACAGAAUCAUCUUUUAAUGAUAAUCAGAAGUUGUAUAGUUUUUUGCUAUUCAAUGCAUUAUUUUCUAUGGGACUAGUUUUGAAAAUGACAUAUCAUUACUUCAGUGAGAUAAUGUACUGAUAAACAGUAUUUAAACAUUUAUUGUCACUAAAAAAUUCAGUCAUUCUAUAAUUAAAUGAUUGUCAAAGUUACAGUUCAUUUAUUUGCACUUAUGAAUUAAGGCUCCUUCAGGAUUGUUAUAUCUAUUUUCUUGCUGGUAAUAUCCAAAAUUACUUCUGUCAUUUUCAAUUGGUUAGAAAUGAAUAAUGUUCCUAAGCCUGUGAAAAUUUAAAUUUCUGUACUUCUAUUGAGCAAAAGUUAGAUGUUCAUAAAAAUUUGUUAGAUGUCUCUACUUAAAACAACUUCUUAUAGAUGCAUUUAUAAACAAAACAAUCUGUAGCUACUCUGCAAAGUCAUGUUUUUCAGUUAUAGUUCAAAUAAAUAGGUUUAGCAGUUUAAAAAGAAUAAACUGUUAGUUUCUUUUGUAAUUUUUUUAAAUUUAAACUAAAAUGUAUAUCAAUAAAUGUUCAGCACCUUGCACUUAUUUAAUGAAAUCCCCCUGUAUUUACGUGACUCCCUAUUUUAAGCUUCUUGUUAUUGAUGUGAUUGCCUUUAAAGGAUUUAUUGGAGUUCAUUUUGUUCUCCAUAAAUGCCAAUGAAGAUUGUGUAUGCGUGCAUUGCCGCCAUCCAAAACAAAGUACUAUUAUAUUUUGAAACAAAGUGUUUAAAUUAACUUUUUUACAUGUACAAUCUCUUUAGUGUUGGAACAUUUUAAUUAAAAACACCAUUUACUUAAAAACUUGUUAAUGCAAUGGAUUGAAUAAUGUUUUUAAGACAGUGUGUUGAUGUUUUGUAAAAAAAAAAUAAACAAUAAUAAUGACAUGUAAUAAUGCAGUGUUGAUGUACAAUAAAUUGUUAAUUGUGCCACGUCAGGCAGCUUUGAAGAUUUGGAAGUUUUUAUCAUUGCUGUGCUUUGCAAUUUUUUUAAAAGCAUUAAUAUUGAUGAGGUAUUUAUUCUUAACUGUACAGUUACUUAGGCCUUAAGAUAAAUGUAUAUAAAAUAUUCGAGCACUAUGGUGCUUCAAGUACUCAAAAAUUGUGAUUAUUUUCUUCAAGUCAUUUUAUAUCUUCUUUCUGGUUUCUAUUUACUUUUCUGAACUUCUUAUUAAUAAUACAGUUUAUUUAGCUCAAAUAAUGGUGGUUGGAAAUGCUUUUUAAGUUUUUAUUAAAUUUUACUCUAAAGGCUUUUUCUUAGUCGACCUAUUUAAAGCAUAGGAUAUAUUGAUAUGAACUCUUAAGUGUUUGCUAAAAUUUUAUACCAAAUAAACUAUUUUCAUUUAAAUAUUAAUACUGAAUUUACACAUAUUUCAACUUUUGUAUAAUAUUUUUCUCCCUUUUUGCUCUUUAAUUUGCAAAUUCUUGAAAAAAUAAUAUUCUUUUUUAGGGUGUGUGGGUCAAUUUUCAUGCUUUUAUCUAUUGAAUUUCCUAAUACCAUUCAUUCUUUUCUAUUUAAAAAUCCCAUUGUCUAACUUAAAAUAUGUUUUGCUUAAGAAACUUGUAUUAAGCAUGCUCAUAUACACCAAAAAUGUUGAAAAUGUUUUGUAUUUUAUGAUAUAAUUAAAUAAAUAGAGAUUAUUAUUUACAGGUUUAAAAGUUUGUUAGUGAUUUGUUUAUAUUAAAUAUUGUAAAUUUAUCUGUACAGUUCCUCAAUUUUUCACUUAUAAGCUCUUUUAUUUUUCCAAAAAGAAAAAAAAAUUGUUCAUAUCUUUGUAUAUUUGUUUUAUAUUGUAUAUCAUUGCCGAAAUCUUAUUUUUUUAUUUUGCUAUUUAUAUUUUAAAUGUAAUUUAUGUUAAUAAAAUAAGUGUUUUUGUCUCCAUUGCUUAAGAAUGUUAAGAUAUGUUUUUUGUUUCUCUGGAUUAAAAAAAAAAAUGUAUAUAGCAAUGAAAUUAUGAAAUCAUUUAAAUUUAUCUUCAUUUUUAAAAUAUAUGCAAUCAUUUAACAAAAAUAUAAAUAAUAAUUGAAAAUGAUUUAUCAGCUUGAAUAUGAUUCACUUGUAUUUUAUAUUUCACAAAUAAAAUUCAUUUUUAUAUUAUUAUACAAUUUGUAGAAUUUUCUAUUUGCCUUUUAGCUCAUUAAAUUAGGUAUGUUGUGUCAUAUUUUCUUCAAUCUUAUUAGAUGUUAAUCAGUUGAUCAUAUUGUGUUCAUAAAGGAUUAUUAUACAUCGUUUUACAAAAAACAAAUAAUUUUAUAUUACCAAAUUGCCCAAUGAAAUAUUUUGUUGUUUUUAUGUAAACAUUCCAUUCUUAUUGUCCAGGAUAUUCACGAUUUUCAAACAACCUUUGGUGUAACUCAUAUGGUAUGCAAUAUGUAAAUGCAGUUUAUGAAUCAAAAUUUGCUGAUGUAGUGAGUAAAUGAUUAUAUUUGUAAAAAAUUUUUAUAAACUUUAAUACACCGUGCAUAUGUUGAUAUGUAUGGUGUAUUAAAGUUUUUUAAAAGAUGUGUUUGUUGUUCCAUCUCUGUUUAUACUCUAUUACUUGACAAAAAAAAAUCAAAGUGAAAUAAAUAUAUAAAAGUCUGUCGUAAUAAUCUUUUAUCAAUGUUUUUGUGUAAUGAAAAAAAGGAAAGAAAAUAUAUAUUCCAUUUUUGGAAAAUAUAAUUAUAAAUUUCCUUUUCUGAAAUUUAAGCAGAGGUGGAAUAAUCAAUUUGUGAUUUACAUCAUGGCUUUAAAAAGCUUGGGUUGUAUUGCAAGUUAUAAAAAGUGUUUGAAUUAUUAUAUGAGCAGUUAUGUAUGGUUCAAAACUAGAUAAAAUUUUGAAAAUUUUA
Molecule: messenger RNA, 5315 nt
Organism: Argiope bruennichi
Lineage: Eukaryota; Metazoa; Arthropoda; Arachnida; Araneae; Araneidae
Gene: cert
Product: ceramide transfer protein-like
Exons: 13
Coding region: 195-2036 (613 amino acids)
Biological process (GO): ER to Golgi ceramide transport
Cellular component (GO): Golgi apparatus
Molecular function (GO): phosphatidylinositol-4-phosphate binding
Source: RefSeq, a predicted model, not a curated record